Varanus komodoensis (Komodo dragon) is the source of this 4676-nucleotide messenger RNA. RefSeq names its product WASH complex subunit 5 (gene WASHC5). Gene Ontology annotation, biological process: actin filament polymerization; endosome organization; regulation of actin nucleation. The transcript has 29 exons. The coding region runs from base 310 to 3786 and encodes 1158 amino acids. The record is from RefSeq and is a predicted model, not a curated record. Gene Ontology annotation, cellular component: WASH complex; endosome. NCBI's taxonomy places the organism in Eukaryota, Metazoa, Chordata, Lepidosauria, Squamata, Varanidae.
CUCGCCCGCUGCCUUGGCGCACCCCUCGGCUCGCCCGCUCUGCAAGCCGCGCGGAGGCCGCCCUGCCGGGGGCUCGCGACCCGGACCCUCUGCCUCCCCGCUCUGCAAGCCCGCGGUCCCGGGGGCGAGAAGGGAGGGCGCCCCGCUGCCCUCCCUGCGCGUCCAGACCCUCCAGCCCACCGCGAAGCAAGCCGGCUGGCAAACCGAAUACAUCAAUGGAAGACUCAGCAUUGCAUCUUUCUUCUGAGAACGUAAAGAGUGAAAAUACCAACUUGGACUGAAAGACACUGUUGAAACUGCCGGUUCACCAUGUUGGACUUCCUAGCUGAAAAUAAUCACUGUGGGCAAGCUAUCCUUAGGAUUGUUUCUUGUGGAAAUGCAAUCAUUGCUGAACUUUUGAGGCUCUCGGAGUUCAUUCCAAGUGUGUUCCGACUCAAAGACAAGGCUGAUCAACAGAAAUAUGGCGAAAUCAUAUUUGACUUCAGCUAUUUCAAGGGGCCUGAGGCAUGUGAAGGAAGGUUGGAAGCCAAACCUGAGCUACAGGACUUAGAUGAUGAAUUUCGUGAAAACAACAUAGAAAUCUUGACAAGAUUUUAUCUGGCAUUCCAGAGUGUUCAUAAAUACAUAGUUGACUUAAACAGAUAUCUGGAUGAUCUCAAUGAAGGAAUUUAUAUCCAACAAACCUUAGAAACUGUGCUGCUUAAUGAAGAUGGGAAACAAUUAUUGUGCGAAGCCCUUUAUUUGUACGGAGUCAUGCUGCUCGUGAUCGAUCAGAAAAUUGAAGGGGAGGUUCGAGAGAGAAUGCUUGUUUCCUACUAUAGAUACAGUGCUGCUCGCUCUGCUGACUCCAAUAUGGAUGACAUAUGUAAACUGCUUCGGAGCACUGGGUAUUCAAGCCAGCCUGGGGCAAAGAGGCCCCCAAACUACCCCGAGGGUUACUUCAGCAGGGUACCCAUAAACCCAACCUUCAUCAGCAUGGUAAUUGGCCGCUUGAGGUCAGAUGACAUAUAUAACCAGGUUUCUGCGUAUCCAUUGCCAGAGCACCGCAGUACGGCUCUCGCUACCCAGGCGGCCAUGUUGUACAUGACGCUUUAUUUCGAUGCAUCCAUUCUUCACACGCAGCAGGCAAAACUGAGAGAGAUAGUGGAUAAAUAUUUUCCAGACAACUGGGUUAUUGGCAUUUAUAUGGGGAUCUCUGUGAAUUUGGCUGAAGCCUGGGAACCUUACAAAGCCGCAAGAACUGCUCUGAACAACACGCUGGACGUUUCCAAUGUCAAGGAGCAAGCCAGCAGGUGUGCCGCCGUCACAGAGCGGGUUCACUCCCAGGUGCAGCAGUUUCUUAAGGAAGGCUUCUUGAGAGAGGAGCUGGUGCUGGACAACAUUCCCAAACUGCUGAACUGCUUGCGGGACUGUAAUGUCGCCAUCCGGUGGCUGAUGCUUCAUACUGCUGACUCGGCUUAUGAUCCAAAUAUUAAGCGUCUCCGCCAAAUAAAGGACCAAGUUAUAGCAGAUUCGAGGUACAAUCCCAAGAUCCUUUUCCAGCUUCUCCUGGAUACAGCCCAGUUUGAAUUCAUCUUGAAAGAGAUGUUCAAGCAGAUGCUUUCAGAAAAGCAAGCAAAAUGGGAAAGCUACAAAAAGGAAGGGUCAGAAAGGAUGGCUGAACUGGCAGAUGUCUUUUCCGGUGUUAAGCCUCUAACAAGAGUGGAGAAAAAUGAAAACCUGCAGGCCUGGUUCAGAGAAAUCGCCAAACAAAUAAUGUCUCUGGAUUAUGAUGACUCCACCGCGGCUGGCAGGAAAACUGUGCAACUUAUACAAGCCCUGGAAGAGGUACAAGAAUUUCACCAGUUGGAAUCCAACCUGCAGGUCUGCCAGUUUCUUGCUGAUACCCGUAAAUUUCUGCAUCAGAUGAUCCGCACCAUCAACAUUAAGGAAGAGGUUCUCAUCACCAUGCAGAUAGUUGGUGACCUUUCAUAUGCCUGGCAGCUAAUUGACAGUUUCACAUUCAUCAUGCAGGAAAGCAUACGGUUUAAUCCAUCUAUGGUAACCAAGCUGAGAGCCACAUUUUUAAAGUUGGCUUCGGCCCUUGAUAUGCCACUGCUUCGUAUCAAUCAAGCAAACAGCCCUGACCUUCUCAGUGUAUCGCAGUAUUAUUCUGGAGAACUGGUUUCCUAUGUAAGAAAGGUUUUGCAGAUCAUUCCAGAAAGCAUGUUUACAUCCCUCCUUAAGAUUAUAAAGCUGCAGACCCACGAUAUCAUUGAAGUGCCCACCCGUCUGGACAAGGACAAGCUGCGAGACUACGCCCAGCUUGUGCCACGAUACGAGGUUGCUAAGCUUACGCACGCCAUCUCAAUUUUCACAGAAGGCAUCCUGAUGAUGAAAACAACAUUGGUUGGGAUCAUCAAGGUGGACCCAAAGCAGCUGCUGGAAGAUGGAAUAAGGAAAGAGCUGGUAAAGCGGGUGGCCCUGGCCCUGCACCGAGGACUGACCUUCAACCCCAGGGCAAAGCCCAGUGAACUCAUGCCCAGGCUGAAAGACAUGGCAGCCACCAUGGAUGGGUUCCACCGUUCCUUUGAAUACAUCCAGGAUUACGUCAAUAUUUAUGGCUUAAAGAUCUGGCAGGAAGAAGUGUCUCGCAUCAUCAAUUACAACGUGGAGCAGGAGUGCAAUAACUUCUUAAGGACGAAGAUUCAAGACUGGCAAAGCAUUUACCAGUCCACCCAUAUCCCAAUACCAAAAUUUGUACCAGUGGAUGAAUCAGUCACAUUUAUUGGUCGGCUCUGCCGAGAGAUUCUGAGAAUCACAGACCCAAAAGUUGCCUGUUACAUCGACCAGCUGAACACCUGGUAUGACAUGCGAAGCCAUCAGGAAGUGUCCAACAGUCGCCUGUUUUCUGAGAUCCAGAACACUCUGGGCACCUUUGGCCUGAAUGGUUUGGACAGGCUUCUCUGCUUCAUGAUUGUGAAAGAACUGCAGAAUUUCCUCAGCAUGUUUCUGAAAAUGGUGCUGCGUGAUAAGGGCGUACAUGAGGCACUGAAAUCUCUCAUGAAGACAGUCUGCCCUCUGAAAGGAAUUGUGGCCAACUGUGGCAAGGUGUAUUCUUCAGCAGUUGCCAAAACCCAGAAGAUCUGGGCUGCUUACCUGGAUGCAAUUAUGAAGGUUGGCCAGAUGCAGAUCUUAAGGCGCCAGAUAACGAAUGAGCUUAACUUUUCCUGCAGAUUUGACUCCAAGCACUUAGCAGCAGCCCUGGAGAACCUCAAUAAAGCAAUCCUCGCUGACAUUGAGGCUCAUUACCAGGACCCAUCCCUUCCUUGUCCUAAAGAAGAUAACACCCUUCUGUAUGAGAUCACAGCCUACCUGGAGGCAGCAGGCAUCCAUAAUCCAUUAAAUAAGAUCUACAUAACUACAAAACGAUUGCCGUAUUUCCCCAUUGUGAAUUUUCUCUUUCUGAUUUCUCAGUUGCCAAAACUUCAGUACAGUAAAAACUUAGGGAUGAUGUGCAAAAAGCCGGCCGAUCCUAUUGACUGGCCCCCUCUGGUGCUUGGGCUGCUGACGCUGCUGAAACAGUUUCACUCGCGAUACACAGAGCAGUUCCUGGCUCUGAUUGGCCAGUUUAUUCGUUCAACGAUGGAGCAGAGCACGAGCCAGAAGGUCCCAGAAAUGCCCGCUGAUGUUGUGGGUGCCUUGCUUUUCUUAGAAGAUUACGUUCGUUAUACAAAGCUGCCACGAAGGGUGGUUGACGCCCACGUGCCUAAUUUCAUUUUUGAUGAGUUCCGGACAGUUCUGUGAAUUUCCAUGCAAGCGGUAGACCAAAAUGAAAAUAUUAUACAAGGACUUGGGAGAAGAUAAAGAGUGAGAGCAAAAAUUAGCACUUCGACUCUGCCUUUUACUUUUCACUUUACAGAAAACCUCUAUAGAUGCAUGAACUUAACAUAAUAAUAGAUGCCAAUCCCUUAAAACUAUGUUUCAGAAUCCUUCAGAAUGUGCUUAACUGAUACAAGUGAACUGACUUUUAUAUUUAAUCUGUCAUGUUGUAGACAAUACUUUCUGUACAAAAAUAAUGCAAUUUAUUCCAGCAGUUUGUGGACAGGAAUGACUUUUUGAAUAGCAAUUAAAGUAAUCAUAAUGAAAUGAGAAGCCUUAGAAUACUUACCAGUUUUUUACAUACUUCAGCAAUAUUUUAUUUCUUCAGCACCAAACCCUUGUGGCUUUCUUCAUCUCUAAGACUGUGGAAGUCAUUUUCAUAGAGGGAAUUAGUACUUUUGGAAAUGCAGAUAUAUCUCACUGAUUAUCCUAAGAUGAAUGCAUGCAUACCUCCAGCUACUGUUGGCUGCUCAUACAGAAGAUACUUUCUACAGAUGGAUCUUUCUUGCUGGACCACAAGUAACCAGCCUGAUGAAGUAGAAGAUUCUCUGAACCAUCAUUUACAGGAUGCAGCCUAGUUCAGUGCAUUUUUACUCAAGAUAAAUUUCCACAGAAUUCUAGGAGGUUUAUUCCCAAGCAAAUAUACACAUAAGGGUUGGAAAUUGAAAUCCCACUGCUGCUGUGCUUCUUAAAAAUCAGAACUACAUGCUCUGGAGUGUUCAUUGUACAUUUUCUUGUGGUUGGCUGUAUUUGAUAAUUUGGGUAGCAUUAGGCAAGAUUCUUACCCUUCUGCAAAAUAAAUAUGAAGUAUGAGA